Messenger RNA from Penicillium lagena, 2010 nucleotides. Its product is annotated as TFIIH complex kinase subunit CCL1. The record is from RefSeq and is a predicted model, not a curated record. The transcript is spliced from 5 exons. NCBI's taxonomy places the organism in Eukaryota, Fungi, Ascomycota, Eurotiomycetes, Eurotiales, Aspergillaceae. The coding region runs from base 1 to 2010 and encodes 669 amino acids. Gene Ontology annotation, molecular function: protein binding.
AUGGCCAGCAACCGAAUUCGGCGGAUGAGGAAAGAAAUUGCCGACAUCCACGCUGACACCCACUCGCGGAUCAACGCAGAGCCCGUCGGCGCCGAGGACGAUGUGACACACCUCCGAGGUUCAUUUCCCGGGCCACCGGGGACACCCUAUGAGGGAGGUACAUAUAACAUCGACAUCAGGAUUCCCGAGAUGUAUCCAUUCCGUCCACCCACCAUGAAAUUUGAAACCAAGGUGUGGCAUCCGAAUGUCAGCAGCCAAACGGGUGCCAUAUGUCUCGACACAUUGUCUAGUGCCUGGACACCCGUCCUGACAGUGAAGUCUGCCCUUCUUUCGUUGCAAUCUUUGCUCUGCACUCCGGAGCCCAAAGACCCUCAAGAUGCCGAGGUGGCCAACAUGUUCCUACGGAAACCCAAGGAGUUUGAGCGGGUUGCUCGCGAAUGGGCAGUUCUUUAUGCUGGUGCUCCCCGUGGAGAAACCAGCGAGGGCAGCAGGGGUGCAGCAGAGGAGACUGAGGAAGCAGCACAAGAUAAUGUGGCCCAAUAUGACGGAUACAACAAAGACUUGGUCGACCGCUUCUGUAGCAUGGGAUUCGACGUGGAACGAGUCGUCGGUGCCUUCCAACAUGUGGGAGUGGACCGGCGAGGAGGGCAAGACUACGAGCUGAACGAGGGAUCAUCCAUCCCGCACACGCACCUCUCCACGAUGAUCGAAGACGACAUCUAUCGCACAUCCUCCCAGUUCCGGUUAUGGUCCUACACCGAAACUUCUUUACAGUCUCUACGCGCCAAAACCAAUGCCGCUGCCAGCGAACGCGUGCGGACGGCCCUACGCCGGGCCCGUGAGGCGCAACAAUCGACCGCAUCCUCUGCGGUAGGAACGCCGAUGACGAGCCAGCCGGAGAGCGAAAGUGAAGGCAGGGGAAAUGAGGAAAAGGAAAUUGACUGUUUAACCCCCGAAGAAGAGCUGGUGUUUGUGCGGUAUUACUGUGAGCAGUUGCUGGAGCUCGGGGAGACCUACAAACCGCCACUGCCGACACUGGUCCGGGCCACGGCAAUCCAGUACCUCCGCCGGUUCUAUUUGUCCAACUCGCCCAUGACCUACAACCCUAAACAAAUCAUGGCGUGUGCGCUCUUCCUUGCGACCAAGACUGAUAACUAUUACAUGUCCCUACGGCAAUUUGCCGAUGGCAUCCCAGGAAACACGACCACUGAGGAUGUCAUUGCCCCCGAGUUCCUGCUCAUGCAGGGACUGCGCUUCACAUUCGACGUUCGACACCCGUUCCGCGGCCUCGAAGGAGGCGCCAUGGAGCUCACAGCCAUCGCCCAAGGCAAUGGCCAGCCAGCGCCUCACAUAGCGCACCAAACACCAGAAGACCUCCGCCGGGGCCUAAUGUCUAUCGCUCCACCUCCCGUUCCCUCUUCCUCAAUUACAGACCGCAUCGGACGCGCGCACGGCACCACCCGCGAGAUGCUCAAGUCCGCCGCGCAAAUGACAGACGCCUACUUCAUCUACACACCCUCCCAAAUCUGGCUAUCAGCGUUUCUCCUCGCAGACCGCCCUCUCACCGAAUUCUACCUCGACACCAAACUCGGUGGACCGCUCACAAACACGACUGCCUCAGCAACGAGCCCCAACAACAACCUCCAAAACCCACUCUACGAUCUCCGCACGAAAGUCCUCGCCAUCUUAAACGACUGUGCUGCCCUCCUCCAAUCUUACACGCCUCUCUCGUCCGACCCAGUGCAAAUGAAGAAUCUCAAGCGCAUCGCGAAGAAGCUCUAUCACUGUCAGAAUCCCGAAAAGGUCAAUUUAGCCGCGAUCCAAAAGCGCGGAUCUCAGGCUCCUCCAUCCCGGGCCGCGUCUAGUGCUGCUGCUGAUUCUGGGCCCGUGAGCUCUGAGAGCGAAUCGGAUCGUCUAGCGAAGAAGCGGAAGCUGGAGCGAGAGCAGAAGAAUCGCAACGCCGAUCCGUUUGGGCCGGAGCUGGUGACGGAGCGGACUAAAAAACACUGA